This is a messenger RNA of Paramecium primaurelia, 3779 nucleotides long. The record is from the annotation of a GenBank genome assembly. Lineage: Eukaryota; Ciliophora; Oligohymenophorea; Peniculida; Parameciidae.
AUGAGAUAUGCAUAAAAUAGCUAAAGUGAAUUCGUUUUAGGGAUAGCCUUUUUGGUUUUAGGUAUGAUUUACACAGCAAUAUUUUGUUUUGGAGUGAUUAGAUAUUGCAAAAUGGGAAAGAAAACAAAAUACUUGGGAAAGAUCUUUUAUCUGUCAAUUGUAUUUUCUUGUUUAGCCUAUAUGUUGAAUAUGGCUUUAUAUUUAUAUGACGUAUAAAUACAAAUGUAAAAUAGAUUUUCAAAGAAAAUACUGAUGAUUAUAUUUUGAGCAUAGAAAAAUAGCUGUUAAAUACAAUAUACAUUCCUGAUGGAUUAUUUUGGAUAGUUUAUUAAUCAUUAUUUUGGACAGUUGUUUGUUUGCAUUAUGAUUCACAUUUACAUAUUGGAUAAUAGGAUGAACUUCCAUAUAAUCCAAAUAUGUUAAUUCAUGUAAUGAAAGACAUUUUUUUAAUAUAUGGAAUAGCAUAAUUAAUAGUUGUAUUGUUAUAUAAUUUUGAUUAUAUUGAGGCAUAAGUACUAUUUUAUAUAAAUAUUGUCAUCAAUUUAUCCAUACCAGUGUAAUUUAUCAUAACAUCAUUAUAUUUAUAAUAUAAAUAUUCAGGAUCCCCAUUUAAAUCAUCAAAAUAAGAAAAUAUUUCAAAUAGAUUAUAGAAAUUAAUAUUUUAUUGGACAAUUCUAAGAGUAAUUUAAAUAAUAAGCAAUUUUUUAUUAAUGGAAAAUUAGGAAAUGAUAAAGAAAUUCUUUUCAUCUGAUUUGAGUCAAAAUUAAUUAUUACUUUACAUAUCAUUACUUAUAAUUGAUUUAUUAUUGGCAAAUAUAUUUCCAUUUAUAUUGGCUUUAAGAUAAUAAACAUUUUCUAUAUUUUUGGGAAAUAAGAAUGUUACUAUGAGUACUAUUUCAGAACAUCCUAUGCGUUAAUAAUUUUUAAAUAAUGAUAGCUCAGUAAUGGAAAGAAAAUAGAUUCAAUUUGAUUAUAAUGAGUUAUUAAAAUAGGUUGUAAAUCCAUAAAUAAAAAGAUAAAAACCUAAUGGAUUUGGUUACAUUCUAGUUUGUCAAAUCUAAUCAAAAAAUUAUGGAAUGAGAAUAAUUGAAUUUAAAUAAUUAUAAACAUAUUUGAUUGAACAAUUAAAAUAAGAAAUAGAAUAAGUAAAUUAAUUAAAUCAUUAAUAUCUUUAUCAUAUUCAUGGAUAUAAUAUAGUUGAUAAUAAGGUAGUAUAUUUAAUUAAAUUUUAUUAAUAUUCAUUACACAAUUAUUUAUUAUAAUAUUAGACUUCAAUAGAAGAAAAGAUUGAGAUUUUAAUUUAAUUAUUACGUGGAAUUAGUUAUCUUCAUAAAUAACGUUUAUGUCAUGGAAGUUUAACAACAGAAAAUGUAAUGAUUAAAUCAAAUGGAAGAGUUAAAAUAAGUAUAAUUAUAAUAUUUAUAUUAUCAAGUUGAUUUUGGUCUUUUUGGAAUCAAAAAAUAUUAAUCACUAUUAUAAAGUUAUACAAAUAAAACAGGAUUUACUGCUCCAGAAUUGAUAAUGUAACGAGGUUAGAUUGUAAGUGGAUCAUAAGAAGGAGACAUAUAUAGUAUUGGUAUGAUAAUGUAUGAAAUGUUUGAAAAGAAAGUACCAUUUGAAGGAUUAUAACUAUAAAAUAUAUAGGAAUGUCUAAAUAAAGCUGUAAGACCUAAGAUAGAAUCAAAAUCCUUGAUGGAUGAUAUAAUCAGAUGGUGUUGGCAAUAAGAUUUUGAGAAGAGACCAAAAGUUGAUUAGUUAUUAAAUGUAAUUGAAAAUAUAUAAAUAAAAUGAGUGGUACAAUAGUUGUGGGGUCAAAUAUUUAUGAGACUGAAUUUUUGGAUGAAAUUUAUAUCUAUUAUGGCAAUAAGACUACUAAUACCAUUAGCUUUAAGGAUGGAUUGAUUAUUAGUACAAACAAAUUGGAAUUACCAGAAUAUAAAUUUAAUAGAUCUGAAUAAGGAGAAAUCAUCAUGACUAUUAUUAAGGAAGCCAUGAAUCUAUUAGAAUAUUAAAAGUUAUCAGAUAUAGGUAUAAUUAAUAUGUUUGAAUUACAAUAUGUAAAUCAAUUAAAAUCAUAUCCAUCCUUAAAAUUUCAAUUGAUGGAUAGAGAAUAACCAUCAAUAUUAAUGGAUGUUCGUAAAUCAUAUUUUACAAUACAAAAUUGUUAUCAAAUUAUUAAAACUUUAAAUAAUAUUGAUCCAUCUACAUAUUUUAAGAAUAAAUAUGUUUUAUUGAGGUACCCUGAAAAAAAAAUGAUUGUUCAAAUUAAAUCAGUUGUUUUUGAUUAAGAGUUUACAUAUAAAGGUUAAUAUUUAGAAGACUACUUUAAAUAAAAAUAUUAAUUAAGAAGCAAAUCAAAUGUUUAUUUAGAAACAUAUAACACAUAAAAUAUUAAGAAAUAAUUCUUAAUUGCAGAAUUUUGUGAAUUGAAAAUGGAACAUAUUGAAUAAGAUGUUACUAUUUAUUGUUAAUAAUUAGAUUAUUGGAAUAGAAUUAUUAACAAUAGUUCAUCAUUUAUUAAAUUCUUAAAUUAAUAUAAAUUAAUAAUUAGAAAUCAAUAAGUUGAAUUCAAAUAAUAAUAUUUAGAACCUGGAAAUUUAGUAUUAAAUAAUUCAACCAAAUCAAUAUUUUAAAUUGUGGCAUCUAGAACAUCCAGUGAAUUUGAAUAUUAUUAUAGUGAUUUUUUUCUUAAAAAUCUAACUACUUUUACAACUUCUUUGACUAUUAAUAAAUUAUUAAUAUUAGUAACUAAAGAAAUAAUUGAAAAUAAAGACAAUUUUAAAUCAUUUUUAGAUAAAUUAGAUUCCUUCAUUAAAUCUAGAUAAUAUAAAAUAACAUAGCCUUAAAUAUAUGAUAUAAAUAAUAAUUUGAAUGAAAUUAUAGAUACAUAUGUUACUGAAGAUGCUUAUGUACUUUUUGUUGGAGAUUCAAAUACAGAUUUUUCAUAAGCAAGAAAUAAUUUAUUGUCUAAGGCCAUUCCUAAUUAAAUAAUUAUCCUUCCAAUCCAAGAUCAAGAGAUCAAUAGAUUAUUAGCAAUGAUGACUGCAAAUCUUGGUAGUGUACCUUGGUCUAUUAAAGAAAUUAAUGGUUAGAUAAAUAAUAAAAAGAGUGCUGUCUUAGGAAUUUGGAAAAGCGAUAAUUCCUUUUCUGCAUGUCUUAGUAUUAAUAAAUAUUUCAACAAAUAUAUAUCAUCUUUUGGAGAUUUAGAUUAAAUUCUUACUCUUCUUUUAACAACAUAUUAUGCCACACAUAAAAUAUUAGCAAAUUAAAUCAUUAUAUUUGCAGAAGAUGAUUAUACACAGAUUAUGGAAUAAAUAAUACAAAGAGUCAUUUAAUUAAUAUAAAAUCAAGAAUUAGCUUAACAAAUCAUAAUACCUGAAAUUAUUAUGGUUUAAGUAAAGGAUGCAAAUGCAGAAAGAUACUUCACUUAUUUCGAGAGGAAUUUGUAAAAUAUAUUAUCUUAUUUUAGUGAAUCUUACUAUUGUAAAAACCCUUAAGUUGGUUGUAUAGUCCCUAUAAAUGAAAAGUAGGGUAGAUUUUCAUUCCAUUCAUAGAGAGGAGAAUAAGGAUGUUUACAAGCAUAAUAAUUAUACAUUAGUUCAAUCAACACAAAAGAAAUAGCUUAAUUAUACUAUCAUUUAAUAUUCUUAAAUUUCGAUUUGAGUUCUAUCACUUAUUUACCAGCACCACUUCAUUAUGCAAAAAAAUUGUCAAAAUAUCAACUUUAGAGUUAAUAAUACAAAAAAGCAAUAGAAAAAGGAUUUUUGUUAUUUGUUUGA